AUGACAUUGAAUGAACAGUCAUGUGCAUUCACUGCAAUGUUAGUGGUUUUACAGACGUCGGGAGUUAGUGUUAAAGGUGAAGGUGUUUUUAGAGUUAUCAAUAACAUAACAUUAACUGAUGUUGAAAUGUCUAGAUCAACACUACCAGUUGAUGUAUUCUUUAAAAACUUUCGAUUUCUGAAGAAGACCGUUGUUGUGAAAAAUGAUGACUAUAAUGCUGCAUAUAAAGCACUAUCCAAAAUACUGACUUUGGAUAAAGUUAAGAAUACAAUCAGAGCUCAAGAAUAUUAUGAAAGACCUACAGUAUGGAGACGAAGAAUAAUGUAUGAACGUUGUAAACGUAUAUAUGAUUCGGAAAUGGCUAGAAAAAUUUCACUUGUAGUACGUACAAAUAGAGUAGAUCCAUGGCCACGUUAA
This is a messenger RNA of Trichobilharzia szidati, 417 nucleotides long. Lineage: Eukaryota; Metazoa; Platyhelminthes; Trematoda; Strigeidida; Schistosomatidae. The record is from the annotation of a GenBank genome assembly.